UCCAUUUCUCAAUUCAGUUUAACAUCAUGGCCAACAAUCUUAUCUCCACCACCUUCAUAGUCAUACUUUUCUCCCUCGUCCUCGCCGGAAAAUCACAACCAUUCUCGACCAGCUUACCACGAUCAACACUCCGACUUGGAAGACAAAACCUAACACGCCUCCACUUCUUCUUCCAUGACGUAGUUGGGGGACCAAAUGCAACCGCCAUUCGGGUGGCUGCAGCCCCCAUUACCAACACGUCGGCCUCUGGAUUCGGGGCGGUUGUCAUGAUGGACAACCUCCUUACAGUGGGGCCCGAACCAAACACUACACGGGUAGGAAGAGCUCAAGGGAUGUACGCGUCAGCAGAUUUGAAUAACAUGAGUUUUAUGAUGGUCCAAAACUAUGUGUUUGAUGAAGAAAGGUUUAAUGGAAGCACUUUGAGUAUAUUGGGCCGGAACCCUAUUUCAUCUCCGAUGAGAGAGUUUCCGGUAGUCGGAGGAACUGGUGUUUUCCGAUUUGCUCGUGGGUAUGCCGAAGCUAGGACUUUUUUCUUUAAUGCAACUAAUGGAGAUGCCAUUGUGGAGUACAACGUUUAUGUUCUUCAUUAAUUUCCUAUUUUCAAUCUUGCUUUUAAUUUAAACUUCUUUAUUUUGUCAUACAAUAAUGUUAAAUCGGUUAUGAUCUGUAUGUUUUAUAAUAAUUCAAUAAAUAUUUUUGGAAUUUAA
Molecule: messenger RNA, 707 nt
Organism: Helianthus annuus (common sunflower)
Lineage: Eukaryota; Viridiplantae; Streptophyta; Magnoliopsida; Asterales; Asteraceae
Product: dirigent protein 21
Exons: 1
Coding region: 27-590 (187 amino acids)
Source: RefSeq, a predicted model, not a curated record